ACAGAGUUUUGGGGAGUGCAUAUAAUUAACAUAUUAGUGAAGGUGCUUAGAUAUUGAUCCUCUAUUUCGAGGUAGUUCAAAUUCACCUCUCUUGGACCUUCGGGGUUGACCUUAUCUUUUGCCUGGGUGGAGAGUUGUUGACAAGCAGCCAUGCCUAAGAGAAAGUCUCAAGAGGAUGCUGCGGCCAAAGAUGCCACCAAAGUCUCCAAGCCAGAGUCAAAGCAAGAGCCCGUCAGAAAGUCAGAGAGAUUGUCAGCGAAACUCGCUACACCCACACCCAAACCUGAGCCCAAGCCCAAGAAGGCCGUGCCCAAGAAGCCAGCAGAUGACAAGGGGGUGAAGGCAAAGAAAGGUCCUAAGGGGAAGAAGGAUGAUGGCCCCGCCCAGAAUGGAGAGACCAAGACUGAUGAGGUAACUGAAGCAGCGGAGGAGGCGACCGAGGAGAAGGCGUAAAGACGAGGGUGUGUCCCCGACUCGUCCACCUUUGACUCCAUGGCAGCAAAGCAUCUUUUUUUACUGACGAUUUUGUACCAUGCUGAAUUUUUUUUAGACUUGUGAUAGUAGAGAUGGAUAACCAGCAGCCCCUCCCCAUGUUCACACUCCUCCCCUUUGGUUUCCCUCACCUAAUGUUUUUGCUAGACUCCCCCCCUCCACCCUCCCCCCCUCCAUUCUGUAACGCCGCAUCGCUCUCAGAAGCAGAACGACAGGAUGAAGUGAUACGUUUUUAACGAACGGCUGCAGAUGUUCUUUACCUUGCCUGAAGGGGGCUGUAAACAAGACUGUUAUGUUGUUCCAACCCGUUCACAUUUGUGCUAUUCUCCACACAAGAUGAUCGUUAAUUGGCGCUCUGACUGGAAGCGAUGUUAUUAAAAUCACCGUUUCUUCUCCCCCCCCCCUGACGGCUGAGGUCAUGAUUUUAGGGAAGUGCAGUUUGAACGCAGCGCUGCAAGAAACGAGUCAAACCAAGUUCACGGCACACCAGCGGUGGCCGCCAAAGAACAUCUGCAGCUUUUAAAAUAUUUGAUUCAGCUAGUUUUUAGAAUCACUACUGAUGUACUUCGCAUAACUCUUUUUGUACGCGUGCUUGAGUGGGUGUGUUUGUGGAGCCCCGUGUUUUUUUCGACUUUGUUCACUUUGUUUCCCGUUUUUAACUUUUCUGUUCUCAACCCCUUGUCCCCUGCAGCAGAGUGACAUAGCAAUAAUGAGUGGUGCUUCUCUUCUGGAAGGCUCUAUUGGCUUUGGAUCCUCUGGGCUUCUCUGAGUUUCAUCAUGUUGGGAGAAUGUUUUGAAAUAAAAAAAAAUAAAUAAAGUUGAUGUCACACGGGA
Molecule: messenger RNA, 1326 nt
Organism: Myripristis murdjan (pinecone soldierfish)
Lineage: Eukaryota; Metazoa; Chordata; Actinopteri; Holocentriformes; Holocentridae
Gene: hmgn3
Product: high mobility group nucleosomal binding domain 3
Exons: 6
Coding region: 151-453 (100 amino acids)
Biological process (GO): chromatin organization
Cellular component (GO): nucleus; chromatin
Molecular function (GO): nucleosomal DNA binding
Source: RefSeq, a predicted model, not a curated record